AUGGAGAGCUACCCCAGCCAGGGAGCGAGCGACUAUGGGCUUGCUGUCGGUUCAAACUCUCCCUCAAGGGUGGGAGAUGAAAACGACGAGCUGCAGCAGCAAGAAGACCAGCACGACGAGCAGCAGCAGGAGAUAGACUCGGAAGAUACCUGGGCAGUUGUUGGUUCUUUUUUUGAAGGAAAAGGUCUGGUCUCGCAGCAGGUUGAAAGCUUCAACGACUUCGCCAGCUACAAGUUGCAAGAAAUAAUCGACGCACAUCCCCCCAUAGAAAUAAGGCCAUCUCCUCAGUACCGGCCUGAAGAGGAUGUGGAACUUGACGUUCGCUACCGACUUAAGUUUGGUCAGCUUUCUCUAAACCGCCCAGCCGCUCAGGAGAAGGAAGGCAUGCAGAAGAAUUUGUGGCCGCAAGAGUCACGCACCCGAAACCUGACCUACAGCAGCUCUCUGUUUGUCUCUAUUGAACAAACCACAUACAAGAUCGACCCAAUUACCAACGAAGAAAUCGUCGAGGAGCGUCAUUCUUACGAGCGCGUGUGCUUGGGGCGCUUGCCGAUUAUGCUCAAGUCUUUCUAUUGCUGGACCCAUGACAUAGCAGCUGAACAGCUGCCAGAUGUGGGGGAGUGUAGUUACGAUCAGGGAGGCUACUUCAUAAUUAAUGGAAGUGAAAAGGUGUUGGUAGCGCAAGAACGGAUGGCCUCAAACUUUGUUUACGUUUUCAAGAAGGCACAGCCGUCGAAAUUUUCCUGGGUUGCUGAGGUAAGGAGUCAGAUGCAAGGAAAUCAGGCAACGAGCGGCUUUGCAAUCAAGAAAAGAACCAUGACUGGAGACACUGGGAGAGGAAAAGGCGCAGGCCAGCUGGUUGCUGCCCUACCGUACAUUCGCACAGACAUUCCUAUCGCUAUUCUCUUUAGGGCCUUGGGCUGCGUGAGUGAUCUGGAUAUUCUCUUGAGGGUUGCAUAUGACACCCGUGACGAGCAGCUGUGCGCUUUACUGAAGCCGUCUCUUGAGGAAGGCUUUGAGUUUCACACCCAGGAGGCCUGUCUAGACUUCAUUGGCAAAAGGGGCCCAACAGUGGGGGCUCAAAGGGAGAGUCGGCUGCAGUACGCGCGGGAGCUGCUACGUAAAGAGGUGCUGCCCCAUGUUGGAACGGAGCCGGGAUGCGAGGGCAAAAAAGCCUACUUUGUGGGCUACAUGGUCCACCGGUUGUUGCUGGCGGAGUUAGGCAGAAUUAAUCAAGAUGAUAGGGAUCAUUUUGGAAAGAAGAGGUUGGAUCUCAGUGGGCCGUUGAUGGCAGCUUCUUUUGGAACGCUCUUCAGGAAACUGGUGAAGGACGUAACGCGAAUUCUGCAGAGGCAGAUUGACCACGGCAAGACGUUUGACGUCGCGGGUGCUGUUCGGAGCGCGAGCCCCAUCACGCAGGGACUGCAGUACCAGUUAGCUACUGGAAAUUGGGGGAGAGACAGGGAGGGCAAGGUGGUGCGCACAGGCGUCUCGCAGGUGCUGAAUCGCCUGACGUUCUCCUCCGCCCUCUCUCAUUUAAGGCGCCUCAACACCCCUCUCGGUAGAGAAGGUAAAAUGGCAAAGCCGAGACAGCUGCACAACACUCACUGGGGUAUGAUUUGCCCUGCUGAGACACCUGAAGGGCAGGCUGUGGGCCUCGUCAAAAAUCUCGCACUCAUGGCCAAAAUUUCUGUCGGUGCUCCUACUAAAAAUAUCCGGGACUUCCUUGAGGAUUGGGGGCUGGAUGGACUAGACGAAAUAUCUCCAGAAAGUAUCAAAGAUCGUUGUAAAGUUUUUAUAAACGGAGACUGGGCUGGAUGCUUCGAUGAAGCUGAAACUCUCUGCAACACUCUCAAGGAAAUUCGCAGAAAGGGGCACAUAAGGAAUGACACUUCAAUAGUUAGGGACAUUAUCAAUCGCGAGGUCAAAAUCUUCACUGACGCCGGACGAGCUAUGCGGCCCCUUUACGUUGUCGACAGUGACACGGGCCAACUGCGAAUAAGAAAGGCAGAUGUAGACAAGGUUAGGUCUAUGGUUGGAACCUCCGAAAAGGGCGCAGGUUGGAACCACUUGAUGUCCUGUGGUGUUAUCGAAUACAUCGACUGCGAAGAAGAAGAGACUUCGAUGGUGGCCAUGUUCCACAAAGAUCUCUCUGAGAAGGGGAAGUCGAUCCCAUACACGCAUUGUGAGAUCCACCCUUCGUUGAUUCUGGGAGUUUGCGCUUCAAUCAUUCCAUUUCCGGACCACAACCAGUCCCCUCGUAACGUUUACCAAAGUGCCAUGGGCAAGCAAGCCAUGGGUGUAUACACAACAAAUUUCAACUUGCGCCUAGACACGCUCGCGCAUCUGCUCUACUACCCUCAGAAGCCACUAGUCUGCACUCGAGCCAUGGAACACCUCAAGUUUCGAGAGCUUCCUGCGGGCAUCAACACUAUUGUGGCAAUCUUGUGCUAUUCGGGUUACAACCAAGAGGACUCGUUAAUUAUGAAUCGGAACAGCAUUGACAGGGGCCUGUUCAGGAGUCUUUUCUGUCGCACGUAUUGUGCGGAAGAGAAACAGCAGGGAUCUAUGAUUGUGGAGGGAUUUGAACAGCCUAACCCAGAAACAACCUCUGGUAUGAAAAGGGGUGACUAUUCAAAGCUGGACACGGAUGGCCUUGUAGAGCCUGGAUCAAGAGUGCUUGGAGACGAUGUCAUUGUAGGGAAGACGUCUCCAAAUUUUGAUGACAAUGAUCCACUCGCGCCUCCUGGAGCAGAGGCCAAUCUCUCCAAGACGAAGAAGGACUGCUCGCUUUGUCUACGAUCAUCUGAAAGUGGGGUCGUAGAUACAGUUAUGCUGAGCGUCAACUCCAAGGGUUCUCGCUUUGUGAAGGUGAAAGUGAGGAGUGUCCGAAUCCCUCAAACGGGAGAUAAGUUCGCGAGUCGGCAUGGCCAGAAGGGAACCAUUGGUAUCACAUAUAGGCAAGAAGAUAUGCCGUUUACGGAGGAUGGCGUUGUUCCGGACCUGCUUAUGAAUCCGCAUGCGGUGCCUUCUCGCAUGACCAUUGGUCACCUUGUCGAGUGUUUGCUUGGGAAAACAGCUGCCAUCAUUGGUGGAGAAGGAGAUGCCACUCCGUUUAACGAUUACACUGUCUCUUGGAUCGCUGGAGAGUUGCACCGUCUUGGCUUCGAGAGGCACGGGAAUGAACGGCUCUAUCAUGGUCACACAGGGCUGCAUAUGCCUUCACUUAUAUUUAUUGGGCCGACAUAUUACCAGAGACUCAAGCACAUGGUGGAUGACAAGAUUCAUGCAAGAGCAAGGGGUCCUGUCGCAGCACUGACGCGCCAGCCUAUGGAGGGCAAGAGUAGGGAAGGUGGUUUACGUUUUGGAGAGAUGGAGAGAGAUUGCAUGAUAUCACACGGAGCAGCGCGGAUGCUGAAAGAGCGCCUUUUUGAUCAGAGUGAUGCGUAUAGGAUUCAUUGCUGUGAUAUAUGCGGCACGAUGUGCGUAGCUGACCUUCAACGGCUAGCGUUCGAAUGUAAGCUAUGUGGGAACAGCAACAAAAUAUCCCAGGUUUACAUACCAUACGCAUGCAAGCUCCUCCUCCAGGAGCUCACUUCGAUGUGCAUAUACCCGAAGCUUGUCCUGCAGGUUGCGUAG
Molecule: messenger RNA, 3639 nt
Organism: Eimeria necatrix
Lineage: Eukaryota; Apicomplexa; Conoidasida; Eucoccidiorida; Eimeriidae
Product: DNA-directed RNA polymerase II subunit RPB2, putative
Exons: 14
Coding region: 1-3639 (1212 amino acids)
Biological process (GO): DNA-templated transcription
Cellular component (GO): RNA polymerase II, core complex
Molecular function (GO): DNA-directed RNA polymerase activity; ribonucleoside binding; DNA binding
Source: RefSeq, a predicted model, not a curated record